AUGGUAGGAGUCAGGAUGGGGAUUUGGUUGACGAUGGGUUUGUUGGGCUCUUUAUUCCCAGUGACGAUGGGUGAAGUGACGGGACAAAGAAUGUGUAAUCAGUAUAUGUGUAUAGAGGGGAUGAGAGAUAGUACGACUAAUUUGGAUACUUAUACUCUCAGUCCACCGGAUGGAAAGACAUUGCCUUUAGGUCAAAUUGGUUGGAUGGGAAUGGGGUUCGGAAGCCAAAUGCCAAACACACCAAUGGUCAUAGUUUGGCCGAAUUCUGACGGAAGUAUCACCAUUUCUCAACGUCAAGCUCCUUCACAUAUUAUGCCUACUGUUGUAUCCGACCCACCUAGAGUAGCAUCCCUCGACACAUCUUCAUCCUUCUCAAACUCCUCUUCCUCUUCAUUCACCUUCUCCCUUCCCACCACUUCCGGCUCCUCAGGUCAAACACCUUUAAUCUGGGCGUACGGAUCAACCAAUCCUUCAUCUUCAUCCCCUUCUGCUAAUCUUAUUCAGCACGUAGGAAUGGGAAUAACCACCCUCGAUCUUUCCGCAGCAUUAUCAUCAUCAUCAACCCCAACCAUGUCAACAUCAGGUGGAUCCGAUUCCGAUUCUGACUCUGACUCUGACUCCGAUUCCGAUUCUUCUAGUCCUCCAAAAGUCCUAAUCGCACAUGUUUCUUGUGCCGCCUUAGCUACCCUUUUGUUCCUUCCAUUAGGAACCCUCACACCUCGUAUAGCAAGAGGUUUCACAACUCGUCGAUGGUGGUUCCCCACACAUGGAAGUUCGAACGGUAUCAUCUCAUUAGCUCUCAUAAUAGCUGCUUUCGCUAUUGCUAAACAUAAUUUCGAUGAUGAAGGUUAUAAUACGGAACAUAGGGUAUUAGGAUUAUGUUUGUUUAUAUUCAUGUUGGUUCAAGCUAGUUUAGGGGUCUUGGUUCAUUGGUGGAAAAUCGAUCAUCGGUUUAAAAUCGCAGGAAGAGGUCCUAUGAAUUUCAUUCAUGUUGGAUUUGGUAUAGCUAUUGUUUUUAUCGGAUGGUGGACUGCAUGGUUGGGUAUGACCCGUGAAUGGCCUUCGUCAGGUUACACACCCCCUCAUAGAGGGUUGAAAAUUGGUUUCUGGAUUCUAUGUGGGUUCUACGCUUUGGUCUAUGUAUUAGGUAUAAUUUUCCUCCUUCCUCGUCAAUUACGAUUAGAAAGUAAUCGAGUCGGUCAAUCAACUCAACCAAGUCAAGAAGAAUUAAAAUCUGGUCCGAUGAUAGGUAUGUCAGGUCUUCGACAAGGGACGAGUAACACUUCCACCAUAGAGUAA
Tremella mesenterica DSM 1558 is the source of this 1299-nucleotide messenger RNA. RefSeq lists its product as uncharacterized. NCBI's taxonomy places the organism in Eukaryota, Fungi, Basidiomycota, Tremellomycetes, Tremellales, Tremellaceae. The record is from RefSeq and is a predicted model, not a curated record. The transcript has 8 exons. Bases 1 to 1299 code for a protein of 432 amino acids.